CGUUCCGUACCAACGAAUCAGCCUACAAUAAUUGUGAUCCAAGAUCAUCUGAGUCAUUGGUCAUGGUGAAGGCAGUCAUCGAUCCCUCCGUGCUGGCAAGCGACUUGUCCGACCUCGCAGCAGAAUGCAAGCGCAUGGUGGAAAGCGGAGCCGAUUGGUGUCAUAUGGAUGUCAUGGAUGGCAACUUUGUGCCCAAUAUUACUUUCGGUCCUCCUGUCCUGGCAUGCGUAAACAAAGCAGUCCCUGAACUGUACAUGGACAUUCACGCGAUGGUGGCGAACCCCAAACAAUGGGUCCCCGAUGUUGCCAAGGCUGGCGCAAAAUCAUACACGUUCCACUAUGAGGCGACAGAUUCGCCAGCAGACGUUAUUGCCAGCAUCAAGGAGCAUGGGAUGAAAGCUGGGAUCGCAAUCUCCCCAGAAACGCCUUCCUCCGCCAUCACAGAGGAAAUCGGCAACUCUGUGGACCUCUUACUAGUCAUGACUGUCCGUCCUGGGUUUGGAGGCCAAAAGUUCAUGCCGGAAUGCUUGGAAAAAGUUGCGGAUCUCCGUAAACGGUUUCCAUCCAAGAAUAUCCAAGUAGACGGGGGUAUCGGUGCUGGCAAUGCUUGUCAAUGCGCUCAAGCAGGUUCCAAUGUCCUCGUUGCUGGGACAGCCAUCUUCGGCUCAAAGGACCCAAAAGCGACCAUACAUGAGAUGCGCUCAUCUGUUGACGGAGAAAUUGCCAAGUGGGAGUGAGGAGGCGUUCAGUGUCCCAGUUCAAAAGUACAUACAACGCUCGUCUUGCAUGCAAUCUAUCAGUCUAG
Molecule: messenger RNA, 805 nt
Organism: Kockovaella imperatae
Lineage: Eukaryota; Fungi; Basidiomycota; Tremellomycetes; Tremellales; Cuniculitremaceae
Product: Ribulose-phosphate 3-epimerase-like protein
Exons: 8
Coding region: 63-737 (224 amino acids)
Biological process (GO): pentose-phosphate shunt; pentose-phosphate shunt, non-oxidative branch; carbohydrate metabolic process
Cellular component (GO): cytosol
Molecular function (GO): D-ribulose-phosphate 3-epimerase activity; metal ion binding
Source: RefSeq, a predicted model, not a curated record